Staurois parvus is the source of this 3958-nucleotide messenger RNA. Lineage: Eukaryota; Metazoa; Chordata; Amphibia; Anura; Ranidae. The record is from the annotation of a GenBank genome assembly.
AUGGCCUUUGCAAAUAGCCCUUGGGUAGUUCAGCUGUUCUGUGCCUUUCAAGAUGACAAGUACCUUUACAUGGUGAUGGAGUACAUGCCAGGUGGUGAUCUUGUGAACCUUAUGAGUAACUACGAUGUGCCUGAGAAGUGGGCCAAAUUCUACACUGCCGAAGUGGUCCUUGCCCUUGAUGCCAUUCACUCCAUGGGUUUGAUCCACCGAGACGUCAAACCUGACAACAUGCUGCUGGAUAAACAUGGACACGUGAAGCUAGCUGACUUUGGCACCUGUAUGAAGAUGGAUGAAACAGGUAUGGUGCGUUGUGACACGGCAGUUGGAACACCAGACUACAUAUCACCUGAAGUGUUGAAGUCUCAGGGGGGAGACGGCUACUAUGGACGGGAGUGUGACUGGUGGUCUGUGGGAGUCUUCUUGUUUGAGAUGUUAGUUGGAGAUACUCCAUUCUAUGCAGACUCUUUGGUUGGAACCUACAGUAAGAUCAUGGAUCACAAGAACUCGUUAAAUUUUCCAGAAGAUGUGGAAAUUUCCAAGCAUGCCAAAAACCUCAUCUGUGCCUUCCUAACAGACAGAGAGGUGCGUCUCGGGAGGAAUGGCAUAGAGGAGAUAAAACAACACGCCUUCUUCAAGAACGACCAGUGGACCUGGGACAACAUCCGAGAGACGGCUGCCCCUGUGGUCCCCGAGUUGAGUAGUGACGUCGACACCAGCAAUUUUGAUGACAUUGAAGAUGACAAAGGGGACGUGGAGACCUUCCCAGUCCCUAAAGCCUAUGCUGGGAACCAGCUGCCUUUUAUUGGCUUCACCUAUUACCGUGAAAACCUAUUGCUGAAGGACCCUUCCCAAUUCAGGGAAGAAAAGAAUUCUUCCAUACAGCCUACAAAAGAGGAAUCUGCACAGUUCCAGAAAUCCAUUCAGCAGCUAAAGGAUAAGCUCCAAAAUGAGGUGCAAUCUAAAGAGGAGCUUGAACACAAAUACAGGUCCUUAAAUUCUCGGCUGGAGAAGACAUUGAGGGAACUGGAUGAAGAGGCAAAUUCUCGGAAGAACUUGGAAUCCACUAGUCGGCAGCUGGAGAGAGAGAAAAGCUCUUUUGCAGCACAAGAGUGCCGAGUACCAAAGAAAAAUUGAAAAUGAGGCAGAUAAGAAACGCAGCCUAGAAAAUGAAGUGAAUAGCCUUAAGGAUCAACUUGAAGACCUGAAAAAGAGAAACCAAAAUUCCCAAAUCUCCAAUGAGAAAAUAAAUCAGCUGCAAAGACAGCUGGAUGAGGCCAAUGCUCUCCUCCGGACAGAGUCUGAUACAGCUGCCCGUUUACGAAAAACACAGAAUGAAAUGUCCAAACAGAUUCAGCAGUUGGAAACAAAUAAUCGUGAACUCCAGGAUAAGACGUGCAUGUUGGAGAAUGCUAAACUCAAGCUAGAGAAAGAUUACAUCAACCUGCAGUCUGCUCUUGAGUCUGAAAAGAGGGAUAAGACUCAUGGUUCAGAGAUCAUCAGUGACCUUCAGGGCCGGAUAUCUGUUCUAGAGGAGGAAGUAAAGAAAGGGAAGGAUCUCCUGGCUCGGGCGGAAUCAGAAAAGAGACAACUUCACGAGCGAUAUGGUGCCCUGGAAAAGGAAAAAAACAACCUGGAGAUUGACAUGACAUACAAGCUGAAAGCACUGCAGCAAUGUGUGGAGAAGGAGGAAGCCGAACACAAAGCCACCAAGGCACGGCUGGCUGACAAGAACAAAAUCUACCAAUCUAUUGAGGAGACCAAAUCAGAAGCCAUGAAAGACAUGGAGAGGAAGCUGCAAGAGGAGCGCCUGUCCAAACAGAGACUGGAGAACAACCUGCUGGAGGCAGAGAAGCAGUGCUCAAUGCUGGACUGUGACCUAAAACAAGCCAAACAGAAGAUCAAUGAGCUGGAGACCCUCAAGGACAAACUCACUGAGGAUGUUAAAAACCUAACAUUAAAAACUGAGCAGGAGACGCAGAAGCGGAGCUUGACUCAAAAUGACUUGAAGAUGCAGCUGCAGCAGGUGAACAGCCUUAAGAUGUCAGAGAAACAGCUUAAGCAAGAGAUCAACCACCUGACGGAGAUCAGAGCGAGCCUUGAAAAACAGAACUCUGAGCUGCGCAAAGAACGUCAAGAUGCAGACGGCCAAAUGAAGGAACUCCAAGACCAGCUAGAGGCGGAGCAAUAUUUCUCUACCCUGUACAAGACGCAGGUGCGGGAAUUAAAGGAGGAGUGUGAAGAAAAGGUUAAGCUGUGUAAGGACAUGCAGCAGAAGGUGCAGGAGCUCCAGGAUGAGAGAGAUUCACUGGCAGCUCAGCUGGAGAUCACUCUGACCAAGGCGGACUCUGAGCAGUUGGCACGUUCCAUUGCUGAGGAGCAAUACUCUGACCUGGAGAAGGAGAAGAUCAUGAAAGAGCUGGAGAUAAAAGAAAUGAUGGCUCGCCACAAACAGGAGCUCGCUGAGAAAUAUGCUACUAUAAGCUCUCUUGAAGAUGCAAACAAGACACUAACUACUGAUGUGGCCAACCUGGCUAACGAGAAGGAGGAGCUGAACAAUAAAUUUAAGGAGACCCAAGAACAGAUUCAAAAUCUGAAAGAGGAAGAAAGCAGCGUCAUGGUCAUUAAAUUACAAUACGAGAAGCAGCUGUUGACUGAGCGGACUCUAAAAACUCAGGCUGUGAACAAACUGGCUGAGAUCAUGAACAGGAAAAUUCCCACCAAAGGCGGAGCUGACACAGACGUUCGUAGAAAGGAGAAGGAGAAUAGGAAGCUGCAGCUGGAACUGAAAUCUGAAAGGGAAAAACUCAGUCACCUUGUCAUCAAGUAUCAGAAGGAGAUGAAUGAGAUGCAGGCGCAAAUAGCAGAUGAGAGCCAAGUUCGCAUUGAGCUGCAGAUGGCGCUGGACAGCAAAGACAGCGACAUUGAGCAACUUCGGUCACAGUUGCAGUCAAUCCACAUUGGUAUGGACAGCACAAGUAUUGGCAGCGGGCAUGGUGAUGCUGAAAAUGAUGAUGGCUUCCCAGUGCACAUCACUCAGUCCCGUACUACGGAGUCCAUGUCAUUCACCUACCAACGUUCCUCUACCUCUGUCCGCAUUGGCACUAGGCCCUCCCGUUCUCGCUUGCUUUUCAACUCUGAUUCUGAUUGCGACUCAGAGGAGGAGCCCAUACCUUGUGCACAAGCCCCUUCAGAUCCUGAUAGCGAUGACAAUGAAGAAUCCAGAUUGGAAGGAUGGUUGUCACUUCCUGUGCGCAAUACCAAAAAAUUUGGAUGGAUUAAAAAGUAUGUGGUUGUUAGCAGCAAGAAGAUCCUGUUUUAUGACAGUGAGCAGGACAAAGAGCAAUCUAACCCGUACAUGGUAUUAGAUAUAGACAAGCUGUUCCAUGUACGACAGGUAACGCAGACAGAUGUGUAUCGAGCAGACGCCAAGGAGAUACCUAGGAUAUUCCAGAUUUUAUAUGACAAUGAAGGAGAAAGCAAGAAGGAACAGGAAUUUCCAGUGGAUCCCGCGGAGAAGUCGAACUACAUUUGUCACAAGGGUCACGAGUUCAUCCCCACCCUUUACCACUUCCCGACCACUUGUGAUGCCUGUAUGAAGCCCCUAUGGCACAUGUUCAAACCCCCUCCUGCCUUAGAGUGCCGACGCUGCCAUAUCAAAUCCCACAAGGAUCACAUGGAUAAGAAGGAGGACAUGAUAGCACCUUGCAAAGUAAACUACGACAUUUCUACGGCGAAGAAUCUACUGUUACUAGCAAACUCCACAGAAGAGCAGCAGAAGUGGGUAAGUCGGCUGGUGAAGAAAAUCCCCAAGAAGCCACCAGCACCUGACCCUUUUGCCCGCUCCUCUCCAAGAACUUCCAUGAAGGUACAGCCAAAUCCGUCAAUCAGGCGGCCUAGUCGACAGCUUCCUCCAAACAAACCCAGCUCUGCUCCUUCCCUCCGAAUCAUUCUCCAUUGA